Molecule: messenger RNA, 2021 nt
Organism: Lotus japonicus
Lineage: Eukaryota; Viridiplantae; Streptophyta; Magnoliopsida; Fabales; Fabaceae
Product: putative disease resistance protein RGA3
Exons: 1
Coding region: 126-1850 (574 amino acids)
Biological process (GO): defense response to other organism
Molecular function (GO): ADP binding
Source: RefSeq, a predicted model, not a curated record
AAUGAUUGGUUGUGAACUCUAACAGAAUUGACUCAUGUGCACCAAAAAGAGUUGACUUUGUUUUGUGAACAAGUAUACUAGACUCGUUCAUAUCUGCACACCAAUUCUGCUCAUUCCUUAUUGACAUGGCUGAAGUAUUUCUUUUUGAUGUUGCUGAAUCACUACUAGGGAAGCUUGCUUCUUAUGCUUAUGAAGAAGCUUCCCGAGCUUAUGGUGUGUAUGACGAUCUGCAAGGGUUCAAAGACACUUUGUCUAUUGUCAAAGGUGUGCUAUUGGAUGCUGAGCAGAAGAAGGACCAAAACCAUGGGUUGCGUGCAUGGCUGAGGCAGAUUCAAAACAUAUGCUCUGAUGCUGAAGAUAUAUUGGAGGGAUUUGAGUUCCGAAGCAAGCAAAAGCAAGUUGUCAAAGCUUCUGCCAGCACCAGGAUGAAGGUAGGCUACUUCCUUUCUUCCUCUAAUCCUGUUAUUUUCCGUCUUAGGAUGGCAAAUCAAAUCAAAGAUAUUAGGGAUAGAUUGGAUAAGGUAGCAGCUGAUGGGACCAGAUUUGGACUUCAGAUGAUUCAGGUUAAUCACAAAAUUGGUGUGCAAAGGAGAGAAAUGACUCAUUCCCAUGUUGAUGCUUCUGAUGUGAUAGGAAGAGAGAAGGAUAUAGAAGAAAUUAUCCAACAUUUGAUGAAAACCCAAACCCACCUUGAUGGGAGGGAUAAUAAAGGUGUUUGUGUUAUUCCCAUAGUAGGAAUUGGAGGCUUGGGGAAGACCACACUUGCAAAGUUGGUGUUCAAUGAUAAGAGGGUUGAUGAACUUUUUCAAUUGAAGAUGUGGGUAUGUGUGUCUGAUAACUUUGACAUUAGGCAGAUACUUAUUAAAAUCAUCAACUCUGCCUCUGCUUCUAGUUCAGCUCCAACUAUUGCUCCUGCCCACCAAGAAAACCUUAACAGUUUAGAUAUUGAGCAGCUACAAAGUCGUCUUAGAUACAAGCUUUCUGGUCAAAAGUUUUUGUUAGUGUUAGACGAUAUAUGGAAUGAAGAUCGUGCUAAAUGGAUUGAGUUAACAGAUUUGAUAAAAGCUGGUGCAGUAGAAAGCAAAAUGAUAGUGACCACGCGUAGCAACUCAAUUGCUUCAAUGAUGGGAACUGUUCCCAUGCAUGUUUUACAAGGUCUUCCUCAGAAGGAUUGUUUGUCUCUGUUUGUGAAAUGGGCAUUUAAGGACGGUGAAGAAGAAAAAUAUCCAAAACUAAUGGAAAUUGGAAAUGAAAUUGUGAAAAAAUGUCGAGGGGUUCCGUUAGCUGUGAGAACAUUAGGAAAUUUCCUGUUCUCAGAUUUGGAUUUAGAGAAGUGGAAAUUUGUAAGAGACCAUCAGAUAUGGAAUUUAGAGCAAAAGAAAGAUGAUAUUUUACCUGCUCUUAAAUUAAGCUAUGAUGAAAUGCCAUCCUAUUUGAGACACUGUUUUGCUUCUUUCUCUCUUUAUCCUAAAGAUUUUACCUUCUCAAGUGAAGAAAUUGUCAGUCUUUGGGUGGCACUUGGACUAGUUCAAUCCUGUGAUGGAAGUCAAAAGCUAGAGAAUACUGCAAGAAAAUAUAUAAAUGAGUUGCAUUCAAGAUCAUUUCUUGAAGAUUUGGAAGACUUUGGCCACUUUUACAUGUUCAAAGUCCAUGAUUUAGUGCAUGAUCUUGCCCUGUAUGUUUCAAAAGAGGAGUUUCUAGUGAUCGACUCACAUACUAAGAAUAUACCUGAGAAUGUGAGGCAUUUAUCAAUUGUUGAUGAAAAUGAUUUACUUGGACAUGCCCGCUUGGUUUCCCAAGUCCAGAAGUUUAAGAACUAUACAAUUUCCCAGCGAAGGAGUAGGUCUUAACAGGCAAUUUCUUUUGGACACAUGGGUUUCAAGAUACAGAUACUUGAGGAUUUUAAAUUUGAGUGAUUCCACAAUUCAUACUCUGCCUAAUUCAAUUGGUAAACUGGAGCAUCUCCGACAUCUUGAUCUUUCCAAUAAUUGUGAAAUAAAAAUUCUUCCCGGCUCUAUAUG